AUCACGACCUCGUCUUAAGCCUCUCUGGAAUGCUUGUGGCGAUUCCAUAUGUCUAUAACAAAAAAUAGGUCGGCCAUACGGGAACAACAAACAGCGAACGAAUCUAGUUCUGUAAUCUUCCAUACGUCGGUUGGAACGGCAGAGCAUUUACCUUCGAAACUGAAUCUCAAGUGUGCGGACAGCCCUCAUCCGUAUUCCUCGUCCUCCGACGAAGGAGAACUAUUCAGCUCGAUGAGCGGCGAUGAUAGCGAUAGCCCUGACCUGGAGAAACGGCCUUCGCCAUCUCCAAAAGUUAGACGCAGCAGUCAAUCUGGACCGGCCCCGAUGCUCGCUGAAACUGUGCCGACUCGCCCCCCUUCGACUUCUUCAUGGACAGAUCUGGACCUGUCUGUCGUCGUAGCGCUCGUCGCGCCGGUCGGGAACUGGCUGACAGGAAACGAUCACUUGAAAAACUUGUUCCUAAUUCUCCUCUUGAUUGUCUACCUUCAUCAAGUCAUCCAAGUUCCAUGGGAACUCUAUCACUCUGCCCGCGCACGGCGCCCCCAUCCAUCCAUUUCACCCUAUAGCCCCCAGUCCUCCAUGGAGGAUCUCGCAAGAUUAGCUUCAUCCGAACUGCGUAAACACGAACUUACCUAUCUUCUCCUGUCCAUUGUUGCACCUUUCCUUGGCGCUCAUCUACUCCGCUAUGUUUUGAGCACCCUCAGCGGCACCGACGCCAUUUCAUGGUUUAGUACCACUCUCUUUGUCCUCGCCACCGGAAUACGCCCAUGGUCGCACCUUAUCGCUCGCCUCCGCGACCGUACCGGCGCGUUGCACGAUACUAUUCAUUACCCAUCGCCGGACGCACAGCUGAUCGCAGAUAGUGGGAUGGCGGCUCGCGUACGUGUCGAAGAAGCGUACGAGGAGUUGAGCGCGGCACUGGAAGAUGUUGAACACGCAGUCAAGAAACGCGAAAGGAAGGCAGAGUCUACGCGUACUGCGUACGAGGCACGACUAGUAGCCUUGGAAAAGGCCAUGAAGACUGCCGGUGACAAACGGACGGAUACGACACACCUGCGUUUGGUCCUUCUUGGACACACACCACCUUCACUUUCCCAUGGCCAUCCGCCCUCUUAUCUUUCUUCUGUGCUCAUUCAAUGGAUAUAUGUCUUAUGGUCCGUCCUCACUUUGAAUUAUGCGUACGACUCAGUCAGCCCGUCCACCCGUACGCGUCACCUU
This is a messenger RNA of Heterobasidion irregulare TC 32-1, 1218 nucleotides long. RefSeq lists its product as uncharacterized. Lineage: Eukaryota; Fungi; Basidiomycota; Agaricomycetes; Russulales; Bondarzewiaceae. The transcript is spliced from 3 exons. The record is from RefSeq and is a predicted model, not a curated record. The annotation marks the transcript as partial.